This is a messenger RNA of Stegastes partitus (bicolor damselfish), 2836 nucleotides long. Its product is annotated as non-syndromic hearing impairment protein 5 homolog. The record is from RefSeq and is a predicted model, not a curated record. The coding region runs from base 289 to 1740 and encodes 483 amino acids. Gene Ontology annotation, cellular component: cytoplasm. NCBI's taxonomy places the organism in Eukaryota, Metazoa, Chordata, Actinopteri, Pomacentridae. Gene Ontology annotation, biological process: programmed cell death. The transcript has 10 exons.
GUGAAAUACUGUAGAGUCGUUGCUUCUCCCACCACUCAGCCUCAGCUCUCCCUGCUGCUGUCAGUGAUUUGCUUCACACCUCUCCUGCAUUAGAAGUGUUUUCCAAUAACUCUGUACGCGCACCGUCACUGGAUUAUUUUUGGAUACCUUUGGUCUACUUUUACGCAUGGCACCAUCGGUGGCAUUCCAGGAGUGACAGCUGGACGCAUAAGGAGCGCUGAUCGUACACUGAAACAGUCAACUUGGAGACUCUUCAUCCACUAAUUUAAGCUGUCUGCAGGCUUCGCCAUGUUUUCCAAAGCCACUGCCAACUUCAUCCAUCAGAUUGACCCCGAAGGAAGCCUCAUCCACGUGUCUCGAGUGAAUGACUCACACAAGCUGACUCCAAUGGCACUCGUCGUCAAGCGCAACCGCAUCUGGUUCUGGCAGACACCGAAGUACCAACCGACAGACUUCACCCUCAGCGACUUGUUGCAGGGUGACGAGGUGCUCAUACCUGGAGUGACUGAGAAAGAUUUCCUGAGCUAUGACGGGAGUUUUGGAGAUGCACUGUCUACGGAGCUGGACACUGAAGCUGGCCCUCUCCAUGUCAAGUUGAAGGGGCAGGGCAUUUCCAAGCUCCAGUCGUCUUUUGGCAAACUGAAGAAAGAAGAACUGGAUGUGAAGAAGCUGCUACAUGACUCUGACAACAGGUUAGUGAACAUGGACCACGUGCUGGUGCAGCAGCUACAGAAGCGUGCUGAUGUUUUGGCAGUGGUGAAGGAAAGGAUCCUCACCACCAAGUCCUGCUCCGUCACCCAGACCAAAAAGGAACAGUGCAUGCUUCAGGGGGUGCUCGGGCUGGUGGGGCUGCUGGGGAAAUCUGUUAAGGUGUGUGUGAAGGACAGCAACAACAUUGAGCUGGACUCUGAUGUUUCCUUGGAGAUCCCCUCUGGUACAGUUAUUGCAUACAGCAUCCUGGAACUGGAGAUUAAGAAAAAUGGAGAGUACGAUAUAUGCCUACAACCUGGCACAAUCGGAGGCUUUGAAGCAGACACGCCCUUCUUGUGUGAGGACUCCUUGCACGUGGUGGACGGCGAACGCAAUGGACACAAGGCUCCGAUGAAAGCACCUCCGAUCAAUCUUCAAAAUGGAUCACAGGAAAUGGACCUUCUUCCUCUGGCAGAGCUCCCGCAGUCAACUCGACGCGCCUUCAUCGAGAAGCUCCGAAAGACUCUGAGGGACAGAGCUGAUCUGUCGUAUCUGCAGGGUGUGCUGGAAGAGCUGUGCAGCAGAGAAACGCUCGAUGUGGACAAGGAAGAGGGACUCCCGGAGAGUCCGAGAGCAUCAGUGUCGGCCCUCCUGGAACAACCUGGGUCAGACAGUGACACUGAAAACGGCCAGUGUGGCAACUCUGCUCCCCUAAAAGCAGCUUGCCUGUUGGUCAGCGCCAUGGAAGAGCUGCCGGAUGAAACUCUGAGACUUCUGAGUGAAAGCCAUCCUGAUUUCCUGGAGGCCUUCGACACACUGUUGUGCAGGUUGAAGGGGAACAGCGAGCCAGUCUCCGUCCAGUCUCUUCCCGUCCCGCUGCAGGACAACCAGGCCUUCCAACUGGCGAAGCAGCUGCUCAGCUCCACCAGUGUGACGCUGAAGAAGGACACCGACCGGCUGUGGAUGGAGACAGACAGUGAAGCAGGAGUCCUCCCGUUGGUCCUCAGGCUCAGCAUACAUGGAUUGUCCUUACUGUGCAAGGGGCUGUAACGCUGUCUGCAUGUACACUUCCAUUUCCUUUUUUAUGGAAUGUAUUCUCACUAUUUCUUUCUUUAUUGUUAAAGCUCAUUGAGUAUAAGCUGACUAUCGUUUGUUGCAGACCAUCUUUAUAUUAUACAUCUCUAUAUUACUGUUCAGUAUUUGUUACAGUAGAGAGUAGUGUUAUAUUAUUUUUCCUACAUAUAUUUUUCUUAUUUAAACCAAACACUCAAUAUUUUUGUAUAAAAAAAAUUAUAUAUUUGAUGAUGGUCCAUUGUUUUGUUAACUCGCUCUGUUCUUGUCAUUUGCAAGCACUUAUUCCACCACCUUACAUGAACCUAUCAAUCAAAUUGUUACUACAUGGUGGAAAUGUGCUUAUUCCCGUUUAUUGAUUUUUUUUUAGCUCAAAAAUAAUAACUAGUCUCAUUUAUCAGUGAGUACCAUCUGUGAAAACAUUCUGCUGAAGCUACAGCUAAAAGCAAUUUUGAUUUCUUAUGCUCAAAAGAUGUUUACAUGUUAUUGAAUUCAAGUUUUACAGAUAGCAAAGAAAUGUAAAAUCAAAUGCAUGUUAAAUGUGCAUGGAACCAACCACCUUUAUUCAUUUUUACUUGUUGAAAACUAUGUUAGAUGCCUAUUCUUGCCAGAAUUUAUUUACAAUGGCCCUGUGUUUUAAUGCUGCUCCACCUCCUAAUCAAAAGAAAGAUAUAUAUUUAACAUUCCCUGUGAUUCUACCUUUGAAUAAAAAAAAGCUGCCUUAGGUUAAAAAGCACUAUGGACCUUUGAUAUGUAGAUUAUGUAUGUUUGUAUGAGCUAUAUGGAUUUAUGAAGUUGCCUUUGCCAUGGCUUUAAUGCCACUUUUUAAUUUAUUUUGGUUGAAAAAGACACUUUACUUUAUCCAUUUUGAAAAAAAUCUAUGCAUGUAGUUUACUGUCAUUCCUUUUUUCAAAGCUUUUUAUCUUACAGCAAACACAAAGAAGGCUUUUUAUAUUAUAUCAACAGCGUCCCCUAAAGAUGAAGAAACGUGAUGCAAAAGCUGUAUUCAUCUUUCUUGAAGAUAUUUUACUGUGUUGAAAAACUAUAAACAAUAAACUUGUAUUUUUUAUUGAAA